AUGUAUUUUGAUUUACUAAGAGAAGAAGAAAUGACGAUGACAACUCGAGAUUCUAUGAAUUUUUUAUUAUCAACAACUCUAACUUCAAAUAAAAACACAAACAAUAAUAUUCUAUGUAGAUUUGGAGAAAAUUGUGCUAAUGUUAAUUGUAUAUUUGCACAUUUAAGCCCUGCAACGUUUGGUAUAACUGGCUCAUCAAUAAAUAAAUACAAUAUUGUUGUUAUUGAUUCACCUUGUAAAUUUGGAAGUUAUUGCACAAAUCCAAAAUGUCGAUAUUCACAUCCCUCCCCUGCUUCAUGUAAAUUACCAAUACCUUGCCGCAACGGAAAUAAUUGUGUAAGACCUGGAUGUUAUUUUCUUCAUUCAUGGGAUAUGGAGACAGAUAUACCAGUUAGUAAUCAAGUUUCUUAUGGACAUUGUAUGUACGAUCAUCCAAUGGGUAAGAAGGAAUUGUUGACAUAUAUUUCAGAAAGAGCAUUUGCAUUACCAGGACAAAUGACGGAGGGUUUACCAAAUAGUAGUAAUAAUGAUACAGACUCAGUAAUUAUUAAUAAUAAUCAAAGAGAAAGUAAAGGGGAUGAAACAGGAUAUCAGCAAGAGCAUUACAAUACAUUACAGUCUAGGAUGAACGAAUGCAAUGAUAAUGAGGAAGAAUAUGUUUUAGAUUUGGAUUUUGAUGAUCUAUUUCCUUUUUUAUCAUGUAUACAUGAGAAUGCAGACCAAUUUCUUUCAGGUGCUGCUGAAGAUGUAGGAUUGAAAGAUAUUUGUACAGCAAGAUUAGUCAGUUCAGAGGCAACUAAUGAAAAAUUCCCUUUCCACCAUGUUACCAAAUCUGUUUCAUCUAUAGUUGACCAUGCUAAAGAAUCAUCAAACAAGCUAAGAUCGGGUAGACAAAAAAAUCUGACUAACAUUCAUAGAGGUUAUGAAUCAUCAAAAGGAAAUAGUCGUUGUCGUUAUUAUGAUAGCAAUAGCAGUAGCAGCAACAAUGACAAUAAUACAGAAUGGAAUAAUAUCAUUACUAAAUCUGAGUCCUUGACAAAAAAUCAGAUUUUUUGA
This is a messenger RNA of Entrophospora candida, 1056 nucleotides long. NCBI's taxonomy places the organism in Eukaryota, Fungi, Glomeromycota, Glomeromycetes, Entrophosporales, Entrophosporaceae. The record is from the annotation of a GenBank genome assembly.